Molecule: messenger RNA, 8975 nt
Organism: Macrobrachium nipponense
Lineage: Eukaryota; Metazoa; Arthropoda; Malacostraca; Decapoda; Palaemonidae
Cellular component (GO): cytoplasmic vesicle
Molecular function (GO): protein binding
Source: RefSeq, a predicted model, not a curated record
ACCAUCAACAUUUUCAGUUGUUUUGUUUCUGAGAGGUGGGUGAGCGAGGGCGUCAUGAUACCCUGUCACGUCGGGUUUAUUUGUUAAAGCAGUAACCCUCGUGCCCUUCGUCUAAUCGCCCUUAGGGCCUGGCAGUAAAGGCUCCCCAUACCCAGGAAGCUGUAGAUUGGUCAAGUGGCGAAUAAUUUUCAUUGAGGAUAUCCAGGUAGUAGUACCCAAUCAGGGGGUGCUGGCGCCUCCCCCAGUUCAGUACAGCUGAAGGAGGGGUAUUGGUUAUGCUACCGGAGGCCUUGUAAAAUAAGCUGACCACUUUGUCUCACAAAGAAGAAGGGCGUUCCUCUUGGACUGGCCUAGCAAGAGGAACCAGGCCGCCCUGGUCGCCAUUCGUCGGAGGUGCAGGCGCCUUCUGACAAAAAGAAUGUUGUACCUCCUCCUUUGGAUUCUGAUGGAGGUGAAACACUUGCUUGAAGGGCAAGACCGUUAUCAACUGGAAGAACUUCAACUCCUACGGGAUCUCUGGGCCCCUGGUGGUGUGUUGGCUGCCCUGUGGAAUGCCUUCGCUGAUUUCAUUCCAGCUGACCCGUCCGUCGCAACCUCUUGUUACUGGUCUGGAUAUGGAUAUGUUUCAGGAAUCCAUGCCCUGAAAGUUGUGGGGCGAGUUGGAGCGGGCGGGUCGGCGGCAGACCACGUGAUGACCGAGGGCCAAUCAGGUUCUGCUUCGGGUCAACUCACCAAUCAACACGCUGCCCACGAUGACGUCACCCGUAAUAACGGUGACGUCACGGCCCGAGACAACCAAUCCGACAACACCGCCAGCUUAAUUAGCCAAGCCACCGACAUAGAGUUCGAACACGAAACUGCAGAUUACCAGUGGCUCCUUGACUAUGACCUGCCAUGCGCUAGGUACCGUGAGAGUUACAGCCGAGAGGUGGGGUCAGCGUCUAUGUGCUCGGGACGGGAUGGGUCAGGCCGGGUGUCAGUGCUUGAACCAAGUCAAGGCCAGUUACAAGACCUUUCUUAUGAAACACUGGCCAGGAAUCUCGAUGCAAAUCUUGCCGAGAUCGACAUGGAUGACUUCCGGAGUGAAGACAUCCAUAACAUCCUUACACUUCCCACAAUGUGUGGAGAGUUCCAGAGUGCUGAAGAUGGGGAGAUGUUUGCUAGUGUUUCAGGAUCCAUGAUGGACAGAUAUGAUCUUGAGUCCUCAGUAAGUCCACACACUUCUUCCCACUGUGAUAGAGAGGAAGAAGGUGAAGAAGAUGAUGAUGAUGAGAACAAUGAAGGUGACAGAAAAGAAGUGGAUGAAGUAGAGGAAGAGGAGUAUAGUGGAGUUAGUGGAGAAUUGUCCCUGUAUCAGUCAGGGCCAUUAUUUUCACCAUUAAAAGAACCCCCUCCUCUAGCCAACACCACUUUCAGUGUUGAUUCCCUGGACUGUGAUUCCCUCCAUGAUGACCUCAUUCUCACCUGCCAGGCCAACAAAGACAAUUACACCAUAGCAUUUGAAGGUUCUUUCAUACAUUAUUCAGAAGACUCGGAUUACCAUGAAGCAGGUGAAAGUGAAUCCAGUGGUAGCAGCCACUGGUCAGCAGAAAGACUGGAAGGACGAUGUUCUGCACCCUCCAUGACACAUUCUGACCAACCGUACACUACCUGGUCACGUGUCAGUCGGAGAUCCUCUCGUACACCAGAGGUGCCUUCCAGGGCCUGUCAACCUAAUCAGAAUGGAAGCCAGUUAGAGGCUCCCAAGUUAGAAGGACAGUCUCAACCAAGCAGUAAGAGCAACAGUAUGCCUAACUUAAUGCGUCGUUCUCUAAUGCGUCGUUCACUGGAGGCAGCAGCUGGCUGUGUAAAGGUUUAUGAUUUGCAGAAUAGCAUGCGCUCAAGUCAGAGUAGUAGAACUGUGGCAAAUGAAACUAAUAAUUUCUCUUUGGUUAAGCUGUUUAUGCGACAAAAAAGCCUAAGUAAAGAAGCAGUCAGUUUGUCUUCUAGCAUAUCACAGGAAGGUGCCUGUUGUUCAAGCUCUGACAACCAAUCAAAUGUACAUGAUUCCUCAGACUGGCCCAUGAAUAGUCAGUCAGAGAAUGACAUGGAUGGAAGUGCCUCCCCUGUACCACCACCUGUCCUUAUGAGACAAAAUGGUGUCAUCUACCAUGACCGAGGUUUCAGACGAAGGACGAGUUCUUUAGGGGCUCCAGAAAUCACUCCCCGGACUAAUACUUCUGGGAAUCAAGAUUUUACCUCUCAAGAUACAGCAGGUGACUCAACCUUGACCUCAGGUAAUACACAACAGGACGGCCUUCUCAAUAACAACAAUAAUAUCAUCACUGCUGGUAAUUUACUUGAUAACAACACAGUUCAGUUUUCAAAUAACAUGGACAAUGUCACUAGUUUUGAGGACAGUUUAAAGGAGACAAGUCCUUGUUCCAAGCCACCUGUCACCAGUCCUAUUAGAGAGGAACCUGAAGGUAUGGAUAUUUCAAUGGACAGUAGAGGAGAGAGUAAAGUCUUACUUGAUCAGUCAGAGAAAGAGACAAAAAUGCAUGACGUCCUGAGAUUACGAGAUAACAAACUUAAUGCUGAGAAAAAUAACAUGACACCAGUGAAGAGCAUGGCGAAGGAUGUUGGAAAUAAAAAUAUUAACAAGAAUGCCUUUAAAUUUCGAGUAGAUGAGCGAAAGAGAUCACAGUCACCAGGAACACCAAAAAAAGGAAAUACCAGAAGAGAGAGCACAAACACUAGCACUCGCAGACGUCAGGAUUCUGGUAAUUCCUCUAGUGGUUAUAUUUCGAACCGUGGCUCCACAGAAAAAAUUAGGCAACCUUCAGAUUCUGAGCAAACACCCCAGAAACCUCGACCAAAGCCACGGGUUCUCAAGCAGAUGUCAGACCAGUGCCUUCAGACCUCGAGUUUGAAGGUUUCAGCUAUGGUGAACACAAGUUUUGACCUUGAUAAAAAGGAGGUGUACAUCUACUACCCAAACUAUGCAUUGCCUGAUCUGGGCUUCCUGAAAGAUAAAAAGUACAAUGUUGAUGCCAGAGUUUUUCUUGUACCUCAACAUUUUGUUUCUCGACCAGAAGAGAUAAGAAAAGCCAGAGAAGCUCGAGCAAGACGACCAUUCUCUUGUGGUGACAUGGAAAAACUACGGAAACAUGGAUUUGGCCACAUUAGGGACUGGGAAUCUCUCAACUUUUUGUUACCAAAAGAGCUGAAAGAAAUGCUUCUUGAUGAGACAGAUUGUAUGGAAACAACAAAGCCAUCAUUUUGUCAGUCUCCUAAACCCACUCGCCGACCAGUUAGUUGUGAUUACACACCACAACGAUAUGCAAAUGAUAUGAAGGGCUCUUCAAGCAGCUUGAAUUCAACACAGCCAUCCUCAGGUUUCAGAGGUUCCUCAACAAUGCUCAAUGAUUCAGAAAUGGAGAGUGGAGGUUUAGAUCAAAAAUAUCUGUAUAAAUAUGAAAGUGUCAGUGCAGAGUCUGAAGGAAUUGACAAACCACCACCACUGCCAAAGAGAUCCAUCUCUCUUCCUGUGGAAGAGAGAGCAGGUCCUGAGGAUUUAGAUACUCCACCACCCAGACCACCACUGCCUCGUGGAAUACUUCGUAAAUCUACGUCAUUAAAAGAUGACCCAAAAGGUGCAGGUGGACACAAUAAAAGAUACAGUGCUAUAGAUCCUGGUAGAGGUAAUAUGAGAGAAGACCUUUUAAAAAGAAGGUCUUUACAAGAGCCAAUGGAAUACAUGGCCCAGCGUGCUGCAAGAGAAACUAUUCCAGAAGUGCUUCAGACUAACACUGAGCCAGAAAAUGAUAAAGAAAUCACAACUAGCCCAUUGUCACCUAUGGGUUGCAGUUGCGUGAGUACCCAGUGUACUGGCUUUUGUGGGAAGGGACUUCAGAAAAAGAAUUUGUUACGUGUCAGUGAACUUCCAGACGUGUCCAGCCAUGAGGAGCUUACAGAAGAGGACCUACUAAGAAUUCGCUCUCAAGUUAGUACACUCCUAGUCACCAGAGGAAAUGUUGGUCCUAUCUUGACAGAUGUUAACAAUGCCUGCGACAUCUGCCCGAAGAAGAGUGUUAGCUUUGCUGAGAAGCAGGGACAGAAUGCUGAUACAGUCACUACAGGAGAGAAUGAGGGAGACGAAGAAGCUAGACCCAUGGUAUAUGAUGCUCAUGACAAGAAAACUCUUGUACUCUCAGUUCGCAGUGCUGUAGAAAAGCUAGUCACCCAUUUCUCUGCAGCAGCAUCACAACCAGAAAAAGUUAGACUUGGAACAAGUAGUUUGACACCAGCUGUGGCUACCAUAGCCUUAGAAAAACUAUGUCCAGCAAUUUAUGCCCUACUCAGUGAUGGUCUUCAUCCUUCAUUACACUCUCUUUUUGGAAAAAUUAAUAAUUCUGUGUGGAGGGUUAUUGAAGUUACCAGUCAGAUAAAUCCCUCUACAAAAGCACUAAGUGACCUAGUACUAACAUUAAACAGUGAGGAAUGUCUGUCAGAGGGCCCCAUCAAAUUUAAUGCCUUCAUCUUUGGUCUACUGAACAUUAGAUCCUUGGAUUCCUGGUUAAGCUAUAUAAGGACAAGAGAAAGCUUAAUCCAGAAGCACUACCAUCCAGAGGCCUUCCUCUACUUGUCUAAUACUGCCACAAAGACACUUUAUGAUGAUCUGCUAUUAGCUCUACGACCACUAACCAUGCUUCCAUUUAAUUUAGACCUUUUACAUGAAUAUAAAGCAUUACAUGCCAGUCUACAGAAAAUGGAAGAAAGACUUUUGCUGCACACAAGUUCUAAAGAAAGCCCUGGAGAAAGGCCACCUUCAGUUUUAGAUCAUUUGCUUGCUUCAAAGGAAACCAAAGAGUUCAAAAAUGCUGCACAGCAAGAUCGUGUCAAAGCCUUAAUGAGAGUACUUACUUCUCCUGAUCUAGAUGAAAAUGAGUUACUGAACUCUACAUCAGAACCAGGUAGAGAGCGUAGCAGGAGCCCCAGACCCAGAUCUUGUUAUGAACAUGUAGCUAAUGAAGAAUCCAAUCCUACUCUGAAGAAACGAUGGAGUGGAGUUCAGUUAGGUUCCAGACUACUCACUGCCAUAGACAAAUUAAUGUUAGAAGAGGCAGGAGGAACAUCAAGUGAAGAUUAUACAGAUUCCAUUGAUAACCCCAAAAAUAACAGACCUGUUUAUUCAAGACAAAGUGAACAUUCAGAAGAUGAAGUCCCAUCAGAUCUCAGAAUAAGUGACGUAUCUAGCAGAGAUGGAGAUGUAAGUGAGAGGUCUGCAUCUGAGAAAGACACUGAAAAUGAGAAGGGCUCACGAGCUUGUGCAAAUACUGAGGAGGAUGAUGAACCAGAGGGUGUUAGGUUCCGUCGUUUGCAGUUAAAAUGGGAACAGAUGGCAGGACCUGAAAAGAUGAAGAAGCCACAGUCUCUUCAGCAGCCACAGCCUUCACCUCCUCCACCUCCUCCUGAGAAAGCUAUAAGUCCCAGCAGUGGUACCAGAUCAAGAAUACCACGUCCAGUCAGUAUGACCUCCCCACAGAGACCAUUUAAGCCUUUUGACCCAUCUAAAGAAAAGACCUCCCCUCAGGUUAAGCAAGCACCCAAGCCUAUUGCUGCUAUCCCCAAAGAAUUACCCAAACCAGCACCUAGACGGUCUUUGAAAGACAAGGCAACUACUCCAAAUACCACAAAUGAAGAGCCUCUCAAUGCUGCACGCCCUCCUUCAGUCCGCUCCCGUUUGGCACCUCGCCCCAGUUCGGUCAACUCCAACAACACAACUGUUCGAGCCUCGUCUGUGCCCGGUCGUGUUCCAAAUAACGGCGACAAAGGCAACAGCAGUAAUGGCAGGUAUGAUGGACAACGUAGGUAUGGUGGACAGCAGCGAUCAGCAAGCCAUGGGAGACGAGUGGCACCUGGAGAUAUGCCCAAACUGGUGCAGACACUCCACCAUCGCUUAGCUACAGAUAAUGGUCAUCUUAGCUUCAACCGUGGAGAUAUUCUUACACUGGUAGUUGAAGUGGAUGAUCGAUACCUGCUCUGCUGCCACAAUGACCGUAAAGGACUCGUUCCAAGAGCCUCUGUCAUUGUUUAUGAACAAUGAGAAUAGUCAUGGAAAGAAUGGAACAACACUUUUGGAACACGCUGUUGCUAAUACUGUAAUAUUAAUCAAAUACCGAGACAUGCCAGUAAAUAAUAGAUUAAUAAGAAAGUUAACUGCUACUCCAUCAUGCAACUAAUACUUAUAAAGGACCUGUACAGGAUUUCCAGAACUAGUAUGUAUCCACUUGGUGCACAUAAUCCUUCCUGUCUUUUUCUCACAAAUUUUUUAAACUUACAGUUCAAAAUUUUAUCUUGACCUAUUCAAAGCUGAUACUGUAAAAACAAAGCUAUAAAUCAGGCAGAUAUUCUGUUACAAAAGGAUCAUAAGUCUUAGUCUUCAUGGAAGCAUGUUUUGGAGAGAAUGUAUUUGUGUAAUCAUCAUCCACUAAUUACAUCCUUCAAAUAUCCUCUACCUCAUUGUUUGUCUUUGCUCAUGUUAAGCAUGUCAGAUGCCAAGUGUGAAUGGAAAGCCCCUCAUCUGGAGGUCACUAUGCAGGAAACACUGGAUUUGUCGGACAGGUAAGAUGAUGUAUACUUAUGUACACUACCAUGAGUUAUGUUGUUAUUAUUUAUCCUAUUUAGAUAUUCUGUAGGUUAACUUAUCCUCUAGCUUGCCUAAAGCACCAAGAUACCGAACACUCUAGCAUUUAAAUAUUAUUUAACAUAACAUUAGUUCUGGAAGUGACCGUUGAAGUGCCAGUGUUGGUCAUGGUUCAGGAAACAAUGGGAUGUGAAAGGAAGUGGCAUGUGGUUUUAUUUUGCCUAUGUAAUGUAGAUAAAAAAGGCCCAUGCUCGAUUUGGCGUGAAAGCUGGAGUGGUCGGGUAGCACUUUUGAUACUGUUACCCUCAGUGUGCCGGUAAUGAAGCAGCGCCAGCAGCUGUUGGCUCUGAUGGGUUGUAAUAAUGAGAGACUGGCUAGUCCUGCACCCUUUUCACGUAAUCUUUCAACCAAAAUUAUGGUACAUUUGCAGAGUAGCAUUUCACAGUGGCUAAAGAUUAGAAAAUGUGAAGGAUAUAAAUGGAAAAAAGUCUACAAGUUCAAAUGAUGGAAGCAUAUUUGAUGGGUUUGGGGGAACAGCUGCAGGGGUUCUUAAAUUAUUUUAUGUUAUUCUAACUUUUCUAUUUUAUCACAAACGUUUCUUGUUUGUUGCCCAUUUUGUUAUAAAUGAAAUAUCAAUUUAUGCUUUUAUUUUAAUAAUUAAUGUACUUAAUUUCAGUUGACUGCUUCUCUAUUUAAUAAAACUUCCUUAGGUUUUAUUGCUCAUUGCUAAAAGAAUUUCAUUUCCAUCUUUAUUCUGUUGUCUGUCAGCCAGUCCCUCCCGGGGUGUGACACUCACAGUAAGGCCGAGUAUACAAGUUAUACUAUAAGGAACCUUACUAACUGUCUCUCCCACUAGUUGUGUAACCUUCAUCCUACCCUGCAUGUUCCUGGGGCUGUCUUUUGGUGUUCCUUUUUGCUGUUCAUAGCUAGUUGGCUUUUUAUGCACUUGCUCUUCAUCUCUUAGUCAGGGUCUCUUCUUUUCCACAUUCAAGGAAUACUGUAGACAGUCUGCACGUAAGCAAAGGGUUCUGUAUGGUACUGUACUUAGUUCCGAUGUGCCUCAAGGACAGGGAUGUCACAGAAAAGCUGUUGCUGCAGUCACCACUUGUUCACCUGUAAGUAUUAUAAUGUUUGGGCUGAGAAGCUCAGUCAGCUGUAUUCUCCACUCAUGUGCUGUAACUUCUAAGAAUGAGGUGCUGAAGGAUUGUAAGAAUUGGGUGUUAAAAAGAAUCCAUUAAUUUUUAAAACUGUAUACCACAGAAGUUGUAUAUUUUGCUCCAGCACUGUUUUAGUCUUCCAAGAGAGACAGAUGAUUCUUUUAUUUCACAAAAUGUGUAUGAAUUUGGUUUUAGUUAUAGCAAUAUCAGCUUAUCCUUCAUAGCUAUAGAUCUUUAUCUCGUAGAUGUGGUCCUUGUACCCUGUGUUGCGGUAGUUCUCGUGUAGGUACCCUUCCUUUGUUGCGAUCAAUUCACACAAGUUGUAACAUGUUUAUUUUUCUCUCCCUGGCUCUGUAGGUCAAGUUUUGAGAGUAGCUAGUACUUCUGUGUUUCUUAUAUUGUGAUGUAUAGAUACCAAUGAAAGUGUAAUAUUAUGUACUAAGGUUUUUUUCUUAAAAUUCAUGUACCCAAAGUGAUAGGUGCAUCAUUUCUGUACAUUUUUGAGAGCUUUAUUAUUUCUGUUCUAAUUUUGUCCUAUAUGAUUAGGGCUAAAAUAAAGUCAAAUUAAAGAUUUGAGUAUAAUGGAGGUGCCUAAGUCUUUAUUUCAAUAUAUUUUUUGUAACCAAAGACAAAGCCACUUUGUACAUUUAUGUAGAUUGUAUAGAUUGGUUUGUAGAUACUGUAUUACCAAAAGAAAUAAAAUUUGGUUAAAGCUUUAGUGUAAUGUAAUAUACUGUAUUGAGUUAAUUGAUACUACUGAUAAUCAUUACAAAUUUUGCCAGUACUCAUCGGACAGUCAUGGCAGCAGAUACAUAGGACUGGGGAUAUGGAAAUGAAGUAGGCUCUGUUCAAGCCAGUAUUUUAAUCACAAUUUAUAAUGCAUAUACAAGUAAGUUUUGAAAUGAGUAAGACUUUUUAUUAUAUGAUGUAAAUCAUGCCUGUAAAAAGGACAAUAAAUAUUGAUGAAAACAGAGCCAUGACUUUCAAAGGGUUCAGCUGUGAUCUAAGCACUGGAAGAGUUCUAGGAGAUGGUUUCAUAAUGAAUAUGCAAAGGUCUAGUGUUCGGGUCACGGAUGCUGAUAGCUUCACUAUUAUGCAUGUCUCUUGUCUGUCUGCUGACGAAAACAGCAUUUGGUUUACAAAACACUGCUCUAUUAAUAUGGUGAAUAAAAAAUUGGUCAGAUAAUAAA